This is a messenger RNA of Cynocephalus volans (Philippine flying lemur), 4175 nucleotides long. RefSeq names its product FLII actin remodeling protein (gene FLII). The coding region runs from base 49 to 3861 and encodes 1270 amino acids. Gene Ontology annotation, cellular component: nucleus; cytoplasm; actin cytoskeleton. Gene Ontology annotation, biological process: actin polymerization or depolymerization; myofibril assembly; actin filament severing. Gene Ontology annotation, molecular function: actin filament binding; phosphatidylinositol-4,5-bisphosphate binding. The record is from RefSeq and is a predicted model, not a curated record. The transcript is spliced from 30 exons. NCBI's taxonomy places the organism in Eukaryota, Metazoa, Chordata, Mammalia, Dermoptera, Cynocephalidae.
CCGGGACCGCCCCCGCGCCCGGCCCGAGCCGGCAGCGAGCGCGGCGCCAUGGAGGCCACCGGGGUGCUGCCGUUCGUGCGCGGCGUGGACCUCAGCGGCAACGACUUCAAGGGUGGCUACUUCCCUGAGAACAUCAAGGCCAUGACCAGCCUGCGAUGGCUGAAGCUGAACCGCACAGGCCUCUGCUACCUGCCGGAGGAGCUGGCCGCCCUGCAGAAGCUGGAGCACUUGUCUGUGAGCCACAACAGCCUGACCACGCUUCAUGGGGAGCUGUCCAGCCUGCCAUCUCUGCGGGCCAUCGUGGCUCGAGCUAAUAGCCUGAAGAAUUCCGGAGUCCCUGAUAACAUCUUCAAGCUGGAUGACCUCUCAGUCCUGGACUUGAGCUACAACCAGCUGACGGAGUGCCCACGGGAGCUGGAGAAUGCCAAGAACAUGCUGGUGCUGAACCUCAGCCACAACAGCAUUGACACCAUCCCCAACCAGCUCUUCAUCAACCUCACCGACCUACUAUACCUGGACCUCAGCGAGAACCGCCUAGAGAGCUUGCCCCCACAGCUGCGCCGCCUGGUGCACCUGCAGACACUCGUGCUCAAUGGGAACCCUCUGCUGCAUGCACAGCUCCGGCAGCUCCCAGCUAUGACGGCUCUGCAGACCCUGCACCUGCGGAACACCCAGCGCACCCAGAGCAACCUCCCCACCAGCCUGGAGGGCCUGAGCAACCUUGCAGAUGUGGACCUGUCUUGCAACGACCUGACGCGGGUGCCUGAGUGCCUGUACACUCUCCCGAGCCUGCGCCGCCUCAACCUCAGCAGCAACCAGAUCACAGAGUUGUCCCUGUGCAUUGAUCAGUGGGUGCACGUGGAGACCUUGAACCUGUCCCGCAACCAGCUCACCUCGCUGCCUUCAGCCAUUUGCAAGCUAACCAAGCUGAAGAAGCUGUACCUGAACUCCAACAAGCUGGAUUUCGAUGGGCUGCCCUCGGGCAUUGGCAAGCUGACCAGCCUGGAGGAGUUCAUGGCUGCCAACAACAACCUGGAGCUGAUCCCUGAAAGUCUCUGCAGGUGCCCAAAGCUAAGGAAACUCGUCCUGAACAAGAACCGCCUGGUUACCCUCCCGGAGGCCAUCCACUUCCUGACGGAGAUUGAGGUCCUGGAUGUCCGAGAGAACCCCAGCCUGGUCAUGCCACCCAAGCCCGCUGACCGAACUGCCGAGUGGUACAACAUUGACUUCUCACUGCAGAACCAGCUGCGGCUGGCGGGAGCCUCCCCUGCCACAGUGGCUGCGGCAGCAGCUGCAGGGAGUGGGCCCAAAGACCCUCUGGCUCGCAAGAUGCGGCUACGGAGGCGGAAGGACUCAGCGCAGGAUGACCAGGCCAAGCAGGUGCUGAAGGGCAUGUCAGAUGUGGCUCAGGAAAAGAACAAAAAGCAGGAGGAAAGCAUAGACGCCCGGGCCCCCGUGGGGAAGGUGCGGCGCUGGGACCAGGGCCUGGAGAAACCACGCCUUGACUACUCUGAGUUCUUCACGGAAGACGUGGGCCAGCUGCCCGGCCUGACCAUUUGGCAGAUUGAGAACUUCAUGCCUGUGCUGGUGGAGGAAGCGUUCCAUGGCAAGUUCUAUGAGGCCGACUGCUACAUCGUGCUCAAGACCUUUCUAGACGACAGCGGCUCCCUGAGCUGGGAGAUCUACUAUUGGAUCGGUGGGGAGGCCACACUUGACAAGAAGGCUUGCUCUGCCAUCCACGCCGUCAACCUGCGCAACUACCUGGGUGCCGAGUGUCGCACUGUGCGAGAGGAGAUGGGUGAUGAGAGCCAGGAGUUCCUGCAGGUGUUUGACAACGACAUCUCCUACAUUGAGGGUGGCACAGCCAGUGGCUUCUACACUGUAGAGGAUACGCACUACGUCACCAGGAUGUACCGCGUGUAUGGGAAAAAGAACAUCAAGUUGGAGCCUGUGCCCCUCAAGGGGGCCUCCCUGGACCCAGGGUUUGUUUUCCUGCUGGACCGAGGACUGGAUAUCUAUGUGUGGCGAGGGGCCCAGGCCACGCUGAGUAGCACCACCAAAGCCAGGCUCUUUGCAGAGAAAAUUAAUAAGAACGAUCGCAAAGGGAAGGCGGAGAUCACGCUGCUGGUGCAGGGCCAGGAGCCCCCAGAGUUCUGGGAGGUGAUGGGUGGGGAGCCCUCUGAGAUCAAGAGGCACGUGCCUGAUGACUUCUGGCCACCCCAGCCCAAGCUGUACAAGGUGGGCCUGGGCCUGGGCUACCUGGAGCUGCCGCAGAUCAACUACAGGCUGUCCGUGGAACAUAAGAAGCGGCCCAAGGUGGAGCUGAUGCCAGGCAUGCGGCUGCUGCAGAGCCUGCUGGACACGCGGUGCGUGUACAUCCUAGACUGUUGGUCCGACGUGUUCAUCUGGCUCGGCCGCAAGUCUCCGCGCCUGGUGCGCGCCGCCGCGCUCAAGCUGGGCCAGGAGCUGUGCGGAAUGAUGCACCGGCCACGCCACGCCACGGUCAGCCGAUGCCUGGAAGGCACCGAGGCGCAGGUGUUCAAGGCCAAGUUCAAGAACUGGGACGACGUGUUGACGGUGGACUACACGCGCAACGCGGAGGCCGUGCUGCAGAGCCCGGGCCUGUCGGGGAAGGUGAAGCGCGACGCCGAGAAGAAAGACCAGAUGAAGGCGGACCUCACCGCGCUCUUCCUGCCGCGGCAGCCGCCCAUGGCGCUGGCCGAGGCGGAGCAGCUGAUGGAGGAAUGGAACGAGGACCUGGACGGUAUGGAGGGCUUCGUGCUGGAGGGCAAGAAGUUCGCGCGGCUGCCCGAGGAGGAGUUCGGCCACUUCUACACGCAGGACUGCUACGUCUUCCUCUGCAGGUACUGGGUACCCGUGGAGUACGAGGAGGAGGAGAAAAAGGAAGACAAGGAGAAGACCGGGGCCGAGGGUAAAGAAUGCGAGGAGGCAGCGGCCGAGGCGGAGGAGAAGCAGCCCGAGGAGGACUUCCAGUGCAUCGUGUACUUCUGGCAAGGCCGCGAGGCCUCCAACAUGGGCUGGCUCACCUUCACCUUCAGCCUGCAGAAGAAGUUCGAGAGCCUCUUCCCCGGCAAGCUGGAGGUGGUACGCAUGACGCAGCAGCAGGAGAACCCCAAGUUUCUGUCCCAUUUCAAGAGAAAGUUUAUCAUCCACCGAGGCAAGAGGAAGGUGGCCCAGGGCACCUUGCAACCGAGCCUCUACCAGAUUCGUACCAACGGCAGUGCCUUCUGCACCCGGUGCAUCCAGAUCAACACUGACUCCAGCCUCCUGAACUCUGAGUUCUGCUUCAUCCUCAAGGUUCCUUUUGAGAGUGAGGACAACCAAGGCAUUGUGUAUGCCUGGGUGGGCCGGGCAUCAGACCCUGAUGAAGCCAAGCUGGCAGAAGACAUCCUGAACACCAUGUUUGAUGCCUCCUACAGCAAGCAGGUCAUCAACGAAGGCGAGGAGCCGGAGAACUUCUUCUGGGUGGGCAUCGGAGCACAGAAGCCUUAUGACGAUGACGCCGAAUACAUGAAGCACACUCGGCUCUUCCGGUGCUCCAACGAAAAGGGCUACUUCGCAGUGACUGAGAAGUGCUGUGACUUUUGCCAAGAUGACCUGGCAGAUGAUGACAUCAUGUUGCUAGACAAUGGCCGAGAGGUCUACAUGUGGGUGGGAACCCAGACAAGCCAGGUGGAGAUCAAACUAAGUCUGAAGGCCUGCCAGGUGUACAUCCAGCACCUGCGAUCUAAAGAGCAUGAGCAGCCCCGCCGCCUGCGCCUGGUCCGCAAGGGCAAUGAGCAACAUGCCUUCACACGCUGCUUCCACGCCUGGGGUGCCUUCCGCAAGGCCCUGGCCUAGGGUAGCGCCCCUGUCGCGGCCCCAAGCCCCAAGUGAGGAAGAGGAAGGGGCCCUCUGUCCACCACCUGCAAGCAGAGAAUGUGUGCAGGAAACAGUCCCUGCUCCGGCCAACCUCAGUGCCACAGUCCCCAGCAGCACACAGCCCCAAGCAGCACCGAUGGGGGUGACCCUGAUGGGUACCCUCAGGGGGUCUGCAAAGUUGGACUCCCUCCACAGUGUGUGCACACGUGUGAAGCCCCCUCUCCUGCCAGGGAUAAAGCAGAUAUAGUUGCCCUUUAAGAGAUAUUAAAUGCUUUUAUUUUCAAUAUUAAAAA